Molecule: messenger RNA, 1761 nt
Organism: Paramecium sonneborni
Lineage: Eukaryota; Ciliophora; Oligohymenophorea; Peniculida; Parameciidae
Source: the annotation of a GenBank genome assembly
AUGGGUUGCUGUAAAUCCUUUCCAAAUGGUUGUUGCUCCUCUUAAUCUUUAGAAAAUCCCACAAAUUCAGUAAUUCCUAAAGAAACUUCAGAUUAAUUGAAAUAUGAAUUCAUUUAAAGUGUAGUAAAUCUUGAUGCAAUUGGUAAUUCCAAUAAUGAUAAGGAAAUAUGUUUUCCAAUAAAAAAUACAUCAUAUACAAAAGAUAUAAGUGAUGUAGAAAUAAAAUAAGAUUACAUGAAAACUAGUUCUAAACAAUGGAACAUAAAGCAAACUAUGUUUGUAAGAGUGAAUUCUAAAAAAAACAUAAAUGAUACCUACUUGAUAAAAGAAAUGAUUGGAUAAGGAGGAUUUGGUAAAGUCUAUAAAGUAGUCCAUAAAUAAACUGGUAAAUAGCAUCACGACCUCUAAUAUAGGAAUGAUAAGGGCUGUGAAAAUGAUACUGAAAGAGAAGAUGAAACAAGAAGAUGAAGAACGAUUAUUAUAAGAAACAGCAAUUUUGAUGGACAUUGAUCAUCCAAAUAUAGUAAAAUUAUAUGAAAUAUUUUCUGACACAUAUAGUUAUUAUUUGGUAAGUGAAUAUUGUGAAGGUGGAGAGUUAUUUGAAAAAAUUAAACUUGUUUCAAUAUUAACAGAGAAAUAGAUUGCCAAUUUUAUGAAAUAAAUAUUAUCAGCUGUUUCUUAUUGUCAUUAAAAAGGAAUUGUACAUAGAGAUUUAAAACCAGAAAAUAUUUUAUUUGAUUAAAAACAUGAAUAAGCUUCAAUUAAAAUUAUAGAUUUUGGUGCAAGUGCUAAACUAUAGAAUUUUGAGAAGCUAUAAAAAAGAAUAGGAACUGUAUUUCAUUUUUAGUUUAUUAGCCUUUUUAUGUUGCUCCUGAAGUUCUUGAUGCAAAUUAUGAUGAAAAAUGUGAUAUUUGGUCACUUGGAGUAAUUUUGUAUAUACUUUUAAGUGGAUAUCCACCUUUUAUGGGAUUAAAUGAGUAAGAAGUUCUUAUAAAAGUAAAAAAAGGUGAAUAUGUAUUUGACCCAAAUGAUUGGGGCAAAGUAUCUAACUCUGGGAAGGAUUUAAUUAGAAGAAUGCUAAUGUAUAAUCCUGUAAAUAGGAUUUCAGCAGCUGAAGCAAUGAAUCAUGAAUGGAUCAAAAAUAAUAAAGCAAAAGGAUAAAUUAACAGUUUGACCCUUAGUAAAUUAUAAGAUUUUGAUUCAAAAAAUAAACUUAAAUAUGCAAUUUUUUAGUUUAUUACUGUGUAGGUUGUCACAAAUUAAGAAAAGGAUGAUUUACUUAAAAUAUUCCAAGAAAUAGAUAAAAAUGGAGAUGGAACUGUCAGCAAAGAAGAGUUGUAUUAAGGUAUUAAAAGUAUUAAUUUAUAGCCUAUUUAAAGAUUAACAAAGGGGAUAAAUUAGCUGCUGAGACUAUUGUAGAAGAAUUAUUUCCUUAAUUAGAUGCAAAUGGAUCUGGAAUUGUAGAUUUCAGUGAAUUUAUAACUGCAACUAUAAAUAAAGAAAAAUCAUUAAGCAGAUAAAGAAUUGAAUAGUCAUUUAAAUUAUUUGACUUAGAUGGAAAUGGAUUAAUUACUAAACAAGAACUUAAUGAGUUAUUUGAUGAAGAAAUAGAUGAAGAAAUGUGGUAAGAAAUUUUAGAUUAAUGUGAUACUGAUAAUGAUGGAAUGGUAAUUAUAUUAUAUAAACAAUUAGAUCAACCUUAAUGAAUUUAUUAAUCUGCUUGAAAAUAAAAUAUCAAAAAAUCCAAUAUUUAAAUAAUGA